Phytophthora infestans T30-4 is the source of this 1413-nucleotide messenger RNA. Its product is annotated as Voltage-gated Ion Channel (VIC) Superfamily. The coding region runs from base 1 to 1413 and encodes 470 amino acids. Gene Ontology annotation, cellular component: plasma membrane. Gene Ontology annotation, biological process: potassium ion transport. NCBI's taxonomy places the organism in Eukaryota, Oomycota, Peronosporomycetes, Peronosporales, Peronosporaceae. Gene Ontology annotation, molecular function: small conductance calcium-activated potassium channel activity; calmodulin binding. The transcript is spliced from 5 exons. The record is from RefSeq and is a predicted model, not a curated record.
AUGCUGGCUCGGCGACGAAGCUCCCGGCUCGAUAAAGAGCGACAGGCCGUGGAGCAGCAAGUGGAGGAAGCGUUCAAGUUGAAGAGGCACAGUGACACAGCGGAGGCUGUACUAUUACGACGAAAAAGUAGCGCGUACCUGCCACCCACAGAUGAUAGCCUGCGCGUUGCCAAGCAAAUGUUACAGGGCGUGUACUCGUUGCAAGAGCUCUACGAGCGUCAGCAUUUCAUAGAGAAUGCAGCGAGUAGUAUUGCAAUGAUUGGCGUGUUUCUGGUUAUCCUAGACAUCGAGUACUUUAUCGACAAGGACGCCAAGAUGGCAAUUCGCAUCGCUAAUUCUAUUCUGACGAAGAUUCUCCUUAGUCUUGUUCUCUGGCGCUUCGUCUUGGAGCGACGUAUCCUGAUUCGCCGCAACGUGUUGCCACCUCAUGUCACUGUAUUCAGGAUGCCAAAGCAACUGAUACAGUUAGCGCUCGAGCUUGGUGCGUGCUUUAUCAUCAUCCCACCUGGGACCGAUGGCAGCUUUGAAGUGAAAGAAUGGAAAUACUACAUGGACGAUGGGUCUUGUGGUGCACCAUUUGUUGUUCAAGACAACAGUUGCUACCAGGCGUACUCUUACCCGUUUGAAGUGCUGGGACUGUUCUCGCUGCUUCGGCUGUAUAUGAUCCCACGAGUGCUUCGGAACUUUUCAAGUUUUGCCAGUUAUCGCACAUCGUACUUGGGGACACUGCACCGUGUGGACACCAUGGCCCCUCUUUUCGCGAUCAAGUGUUUUCUUCAGUCGCAUCCAUUUCGUUUGCUCGCAUCAGCUUUCUUCGGCACGCUGGUGAUCACUUCGUACGCACUUUCAAUCGUGGAGACGCCUGUGAACCCGAAUCUAGCACCUCUUUCCAAUGCUAUGUGGCUUGUGGCUCUGACGAUGGCUACGGUUGGUUACGGCGAUGUUGCGCCUGUGACUAGUGCUGGCCAAGUGCUCUUAAUAUUUGGUGGAAUGGUUGCCGGGAUCUUGCUCGUUGCAGCACUGAGUGCAGCGCUGUUUGCUCUCCUUCGUCUUGAUGAUCGGGAUAAACGAUUUAUUCACUCACUGCGACUACAGCAAUACGACUAUGAGCUGAAGCAAGCGUGCGCACGUACAAUCCAAACAUCUUGGCGGCGAUUCCAUGAUUUUAAGCCUGGAACCCGCCCCUAUCGAAAGCUUUAUGACAAGCUGUACCGAUUCACGUCAAUUCAGCGGGAACUCCGUAAGAAAUCUGUUGCCGAUUACGUGAGCAUCAAGACAGAAAUGCAACAUUGCCAAGAAAAAUGGCUCUCUGCUCUUCACCAGGAACAGGCAUCCACAUUAAACCGCCUUCAGAAGAUCGAAACUCGCUUGGAUUUUCUCGUGGAGGCGCUGAGUAAGCCUCAAAAUCAAUAG